This is a messenger RNA of Cucumis melo (muskmelon), 1302 nucleotides long. RefSeq lists its product as uncharacterized. The transcript is spliced from 6 exons. The coding region runs from base 490 to 882 and encodes 130 amino acids. The record is from RefSeq and is a predicted model, not a curated record. NCBI's taxonomy places the organism in Eukaryota, Viridiplantae, Streptophyta, Magnoliopsida, Cucurbitales, Cucurbitaceae.
AAAAAAAAUCAAGAUGUUUAAAACUAAACGGCUUAGUUUUUGUCAUUUUUCCAAUAAAGUAUUGCAAACACAAAGGAAGUAGAGAUUUUGAAGAUGUGGAAAGACAUAAAUGAAUUGGUGAAAAGGUGAAGAGAAGGCAGUGGAGAAAUUUGUGAAGUGAAGGCAGUGAGGAAAUUUGUAAAGGCAACGGAAAAAUUUGGGGAGUGAAAAUGUUGAAAGUGUGAAGUGACAAAAUCAGAGGCCCGAAAUUAGUGAAGUUGUGAAGUGAAAAAAUAUUGUGAAGUUAUGAAAUGAAAGAAUGUGUUGUUGAAUAGAAGAUGGGAGACUCGACCCUCUUCCAUGAAAAGACCGCAGGUACUGUGUGAUAUUCGUUGGCGUGAAUUAAUUUAAAUUUGGAGGUAGCUGCAGGUGGCGUCGGAAUCUUGUUGACCCACACACUCAGGCGAAUUUGAAAUCCGAAGAAGGUGAGCUAAUUAAACUGUGGCGAAAAUGGAGGACGGUGAAGAAUAUGAGUCCAGAGGCUUGGCAAACACAUCAUCCUCAUCUCUGCAACCAAAUUUCAAACCUAAAAGAGUCACCAAGGAGCAGCUCUCAAAAUUUCAGGAGCUUCAAAGGAGACGACUUCAGAUUAAAUCAAGGUCAAAGAUAAGAAAGAAUACAAAAGAUGCGACUGGAAAAUCUCAAAUCAAACAUCUGAACACCAGUAAUGAAGUUAAUGAAACUGAACACUCGAGACUUUCCAAUUCUGAUGUUGAUUUUGGGGAAAAGAGCUCCCUUGUUCAGGAUGACAAGACCAAAACUACGCUUUCAUCCAAAAAGCUACACAAAUUACAUUGGGGGCUUGACACCAAGGAACCAUGGGAAAGGAAGGCAAACAUGUAAAGAUACAUAUAUAUAGGUGGGAUGCAGCUGCCAAAUGCUGUUGAGUGGGAUUGGGAUUUGGAAAUUGAAUGAUACAACUCGAAAGACCCGAAUUAUGUGGAAACUUACUCGGUGUUGAUGGUGAAGAAUGGAUUAAAGAUAGGGAAGCUGUUGCAAAUUCUUGAGAAUUGCCUCUAGGUUUGAUGUCUUUGCCUUCUGCGUUGGCAUAAAACUAUUAGAGAACCAAUUUUUUACAAGGUCGUAUUAUAAGUUUAACCUUCAAGUUUAAUGAUUAUGGGUGUGAUUUUAUGUUGCUUUUGCUGUUAAAACUGUUAACUAAAUCAUCAGCAUGACCUGUUUAAUUGACAAAUAUUGGUUAUUUGGCAUACCGUGAUAGAUAAAUGGCAAAUGAAAGUGAGUAACUGGUUAUUAUUUCUUUCA